AUGUUACUACUGGACGUGGCUCUUUGGGUUGCUUUGGCGUUCACGUGGGGCUUCGAUCAAACCGAGGCUGUUACUUCGGACUCUACAUACGUCGCUGCUGUCUACGAACACCGCGUGAUUUUCAACCCGGACCCCCAUACCCCACUAUCUCGGCUGGAUGCUCUUCAUCACAUGCGCAAGAAUUUGGCCGUAUACGAGGAGCAAGCCGCUCUGGCUGCCCGGCAGGGCGCCCAGAUCAUUGUCUUUCCAGAGGAUGGUCUUCAAGGUUUCAACUUUAGUCGUUCAUCAAUUUCCAGCUACCUAGAGACCAUUCCUGACCCCCAAGAGGAGACGUGGAACCCAUGCACGGAACCAGGAAGGUUUAAUAAUACAGAGAUUCAGCAGCAGUUGAGCUGCAUGGCUCGCCGCCACAACCUUUACGUGGUGGCCAACAUGGCUGACUCGCAACCGUGCCCCCUCCAGACAGACCCUGCGUCUUCUUGUCCCACAAAUGGACGCUGGCAAUUCAACACCAAUGUGGUUUUCAGGUCUGACGGACUGCUGGUGGCACGUUACCAUAAGCAAAAUCUUUAUUUUGAGGAAGCUUUUGACACACCGCCACGGCCUGAGAUCAUCAGUUUUGAGACCCCUUUUGCUGGGAGGUUUGGCCUCAUCACCUGCUUUGACAUCCUCUUCUAUGAGCCCAAAGUCCCUCUGCUGGAGAGGGGUGUGCGUCAGCUGAUCUUCCCCACAGCCUGGAUGAACCAGCUGCCUCUCUUGGACACCAUCCAGUUUCAGCAGGCGUUCAGCCUGGGCGCUCAGGUCACACUGCUCGCCGCCAACAUUCGCAGUGACCGCCUCAUCAUGACAGGAAGUGGCAUCUACACUCCUUUUGCAGCCACCUCUCACCACGCGCAGAGCGGAGACCCUGAGGAGGGCCGCUUGCUGGUGGCCAGAAUCCCCGUGUUGGGUGCCCACUCACAAUACGGCCAAGUCAAGGAGACAGCCGUAGAUUCAGGCUACUGUCACCAUGACGACUGUCCUCUCUCUAUGCCCCAUUCAUCCACCUUCACCUCCACCAUGAUGCAUGAUCCAUUUAAAUUUGCCCUCCUUAAUGGCACAGAAGGCAACCUGAAGGUGUGUGACGGAGCUUUUUGUUGCCGCCUGCAGUUCCAGCGUUCUCCGCAAAGUGACAGUGAUGAACUCUACGCACUGGGAGCUUUUGCUGGAACGCACACUGUCAACGGACGAUAUGCUGUACAGGUAUGCGCGGUGGUCCGUUGUGCUGGGUCUGAAGCCAGCUCCUGCGGACAAGAAGUGGAAGAGGCGGAGACAAAAAUAGACUUUGUUCUGGUGGGAGAAUUCGGGACCAAAUAUGUGUACCCAUCAGUGCUGGUGAGCCGUUACGUCCUGGAGCAGCCAGAACGUGUCGAGAGAAGCACAGAUGGAAAAGUGACCAUGAAACAUUUGAACACGGACGGAGGGCUGGUCACUGCAUGCUUGUACGGACGCGUCUAUCAACUGGAUAACAAAUGAGCCUCUGCCAGUCUGUCAGAAAGAAACAAAACAUUAACUGUGCAGUCAACUGAGAUGUCGGAUGAGAAUUGUUUGGAAAAAAUCAUGAAUAGUUAAUAAAAACAAAUAUCUUUAUUUUGACUUCUUCUUUACAAACAUUGCACCAAAUAGUCUUCAUCCCCUUCAGGAAAGGUGCUUAUUCCUGAAAAGGCAAUAUUUAAUAAUUACUCACUCAUGCACAUACUCACUCAAACAUCAAGUCGUUGGGGCUGCUGAUUCCAUAACAAUCCUUCAUAAAAAGAAGUUGAAUGCACUCCCUUUUCUAAGCAUUCAUUCCGGUUCCUCUCAAUUCAAAUUCAUACAAGCUUCAAUAGGAACCUCUCUAGUGGUUCGCCAAGAUCUGUGUGUCAAAGUUGUCUGAAGAUCUAAAAAUAUAACAUGCCCAAAAGCAAGGCUUGUCAUUCACUCACCUGGUCCCAUUUAGAAUAUGCAAGUUUGUGUUCAUUAGUCCUCGGAUAUUCUCUUCACUAAAACGUUUGGAAAGUAUUGAAGGUUCCUACAAUUGCCAUCAGAGAGGCGAUAUUAAUCAUCUGGUAAAUCCCUGGUGAAAGACCAGGUAGCAAAUGCCUGCCACUGGUUCCCCAAAGAAAUGUAGUGUACUGUUUCUGUGAGCGAAUAAAGUAAGCAUUGCAUUAUUUAAA
Molecule: messenger RNA, 2195 nt
Organism: Syngnathus typhle (broad-nosed pipefish)
Lineage: Eukaryota; Metazoa; Chordata; Actinopteri; Syngnathiformes; Syngnathidae
Gene: btd
Product: biotinidase
Exons: 6
Coding region: 1-1515 (504 amino acids)
Molecular function (GO): hydrolase activity, acting on carbon-nitrogen (but not peptide) bonds, in linear amides
Source: RefSeq, a predicted model, not a curated record